Halichondria panicea is the source of this 4899-nucleotide messenger RNA. RefSeq lists its product as uncharacterized. Lineage: Eukaryota; Metazoa; Porifera; Demospongiae; Suberitida; Halichondriidae. Bases 47 to 4876 code for a protein of 1609 amino acids. The record is from RefSeq and is a predicted model, not a curated record. The transcript is spliced from 2 exons.
GUAAACUCUAAACAGAACCUGAGAGUGCAGCCUAAUAAAUAUCCAUAUGGCCAUUAAACAAAUAUGCACUUCAGAUAUGCUGUCUAGAAGUAUUUGGUUAGUGCUGCUACUGACCCUAGCUACUGUUACCAGGAGCGAGCACUAUCACAUUGUGCCAGUGGAUUCAACUGACUUGUGUCAUGACUAUCGAAAUGGAAAUUGUUUCACUCUCGAGCAACUUGUUCAAAGAGACCUGUUAUCUGGUGGAGACAAUCUCACCUUGAGCUUCCUACCAGGAGAUCAUGUGCUAACGGAGCAUUUAUUGAUUUGUAACUUCUCGCAUGUGCAUAUCAUUGGCCAAAACGAAAGUCCUGCUGUAGUCAGAUUCGAUAGCAAUAGUGCGAUACUUUUUGCUAGUACUACUGAAUUAAAUAUUGAGCACUUAGGUUUUGUUGGAGCGAAUGUUGGACCACAAAACGUUGAAAUUUUGAUCAUUGACAGUGCCUAUGAUAUCUACAUCAAUCACUGCUAUUUUUCAGAUUUUAAAUUACUCAAUCAAGUGGAAAACCACCUAGUUAAGAUUGCUAAUACUCAAGCUGCAACGAUAGAGAGCACUCUCUUUAUGAACAACACUGGUCGGGUACUGCACGUUGUGGCUCAUGAUGUUUACAUAACAAAUAAUGAGUUCACUGGAAAUAAUGGAGGUGCAGUUGACAUUGAAUCAAACAACACACUGAUUAACAACACAGAGUUCAACUACAACAGUGCUUGGAGCGGAGGAGCAGUAGCAGUGGUAUCUGGUACUGUAGUGAUCACUUGGUGUAACUUCACAAAUAACAAAGCUUUCCACUGUGGUGGAGCGAUUGCUGUUGUCUCAGGCAGUGUGUCCAUCUCAGAUUGUGAACUAACAAACAACAGAGCUGACAGAAGUGGUGGAGCGAUCCUUGUUAAUUCAGGCAGUAAUGUGUCCAUCUCAGACAGUGUGCUAACAAACAACAGAGCUGACAGGAGUGGUGGAGCAAUUGAUGUUGACUCAGGCAGUAGUGUGUCCAUUUCCGACAGUACACUGAUAAACAACAGAGCUGAUAAAAGUGGUGGAGCGAUUGAUAUUGACUCAGGUAGUAGUGUGUCCAUCUCCGACAGUACACUGACAAACAACAGAGCUGACAGAAGCGGUGGAGGAGCGAUUGAUGUUGACUCAAGCAGUGUGUCCAUCUCGGACAGUAUGCUGACAAAUAACAGAGCUGACGGGAGUGGUGGAGCGAUUUCCGCUUACUCAGGCAGUGUGUUCGUUUCCAACAGUACACUGACAAAUAAUAAAGCUGACGUGAGUGGUGGAGCAAUUUAUACUCACUCAGGCAGUAUUGUAUCCAUUUUCAACAGUACACUCACAGACAACAGAGCUGACAGGAAUGGUGGAGCGAUUGAUGUUAACUCAGGCAAUGUGUCCAUCUGGAACAGCAUACUGACAAAAAACAGAGCUAACAGGAAGGGUGGAGUGAUUGCUAUUUACUCAGGCAGUAGGGUGUCUAUUUCCAGUAUAUCUAUCUCGGACAGCACACUGACAAACAACAGAGCUAACAAUGGUGGAGCGAUUAGUGUUGACUUAAGCAUUGUGUCUCUCUCUGAUAGCACACUGACAAACAACAGUGCUGGAGCGAUUUAUUCCUUUGACAGUAAUGUGACCAUCUCAGACAGCACACUGUCAAAUAACAGUGCUAGUGGGACAAUUAUUGUUGACUUACACAGUAGUGUGAUAAUAUCAGACAGUACACUGACACACAAUAGUGCUAAUGAGGGUGGAUCAAUUGAUGUCUUCCAAUCUUCCACCUUGAUCAUCAACAACACUAGUGUUACUAACAACAUGAUGAGUUUGAACAUUUCACAGUCAAAUGUGACAUUUACUGGAAUGAAUAUUGUCAGCAAUAACCAUGGUCCCAUCUAUGCUUUCAAUAGUCGAGUCGAGUUUAAUGGACCUACAACUCUCAGUAACAAUUGUGGUGUAUUUGGUGGAGCUAUCAGCAUUGUCCAGAGUGAAAUGUACAUUAACACGAAAGGGGUGAUCAUCACCAACAACACAGCUACCUCUGGAGGAGGGAUAUUUCUAAGAGAAAGUACACUCUUUGUAAAUGAGCCAAUAGAGAUCAAUCUCAACACAGCACAGAAUGGUGGAGGGAUUUAUGCAUAUUCUAGCAAAAUUGAGUUUCAAUCAUCAGGAUCAGUGGUAAGUGAUUAUCCACUUCCUCUAAAUAAACAAAGUAAGAUUGCUGACAACAUUGCUGAGAAUGGUGGAGGUAUUUAUGCAGUUGCUACAUCCAUUAAACUUACUCAAUCAUAUGUCAACAUUGACACAAACACAGCAACCGCUGAAGGUGGUGGAGUGUAUCUACAGCAAAAUUCGAAACUUUACCUUUUUAAAAAAGACAUUGAAUAUCCGAUGUCUAGGCCUCGGGAUCAAUUAUUUGUCAAGUUAAUGAUUAAUAACAACUCGGCUCGGUACGGAGGUGGGAUAUUCGUGGCAGAUGACACUGAGAGUGGUGCGUGCAGAGGAGGGGCCACUGAAACAAAUACUACUCAGACCAUUUUUUCUGACUGCUUCAUUCAAACAAUUAAACAGUAUAGAAAGAGAUUUGCUACUCCAAACUAUUUCAAUUCAUUCAUGACUAACAACAUAGCUACCCAGUCAGGAGCAGACAUUUACGGAGGUUUGUUUGACAGGUGUACAGCAAGUCAAAAUGCUGAAUAUCACAUUUCUUCAAACGAAUCUCUAUCAGAUUACGUAAGGAAAACAGUAAAAUUUUCUUCGAUAUCCUCUAGGCCUAUUCAAGUAAUUUUAUGUAACCAUUCACAAAGUGACAAUAUUUCCACAAAAAAGGGACAUGUGAUUAUAGUAAGUGUUACGGCUGUUGACCAAGUUGGAAAUUCAUUGAAUGCCACAAUUCGAAGUUCUGUUAUCACUGAGAGUAGAGUUGGUCGUCUUAAAGAAGGACAAGCAGAACAAACAGUUGGCAAUCAGUGCACAGAAUUAGAGUAUAAUGUAUUCUCACAAGAUAGAUCUGCUCAAGUGGUACUCUAUGCUGAUGGUCCAUGCAUCAAUUUGGGAAUUUCAAGACAAAUUAUCAAUAUAUCUUUUCUACCAUGUACAUGCCCCUUUGGGCUCAAGCCAAUUCAGUCUCCAAUUGAGUGCAAGUGUGACUGUGAUCCAGUCUUGCAACAAAGAUAUCAUAUAACAAACUGUUUUGAGGAAAAUGGGACCAUUGAAGUGAACAACAUAUGGAUAGAAGUCAUAAAUACCACCAACGGAACAGGUUAUGUUGCUAGUAACUGUACAUUUGACUAUUGUGUACAAAAACCAAUCAAUAUCAGCCUAAGCAACCCUGACAAACAGUGUGCCUACAAUCGAAGUGGUGUCUUGUGUGGAGAAUGUGAACCAGGACUCAGUCUUGUGUUGGCUACGUCAAGAUGUGAACAAUGCUCUAAUAUUUACCUUCUUCUUUUAAUUCCAUUUGCACUGGCAGGCAUAUUGCUAGUUGCUUUAAUUCUCGUGCUCAACAUUACUAUAGCAACUGGAACGAUUCAUGGCCUCAUUUUCUAUGCUAACAUGCUAGCAGCUAAUAGAUCGAUUUUCUUACCUAACUUAAACAACUUUUUAACAGUUUUCAUAUCAUGGGUGAAUCUUGACUUGGGAAUCGAGACAUGCUUUUACAAUGGAAUGAACUCUCAAGCAAAAGUACUCCUUCAACUUGUCUUUUCAGCUUACAUGUUUCUUCUGAUGUUCUUAAUAAUCAUUUUGAGCAAGUACUUUGACUCAUUUGCAAAGCUCCUCUCCAACAGGAACCCAGUUGCUGCCCUAGGCACACUCUUCCUACUCUCUUAUUCCAAACUCUUACGAUUUAUCAUUGCUGCACUACAAUACAGGGUCUUAGAUUAUCCUGAUCAUACAAAUGAUAUAGUUUGGCUGUACGAUGGCAAUGUGCAAUACUUCACUCCAAAACACAUCCCUCAAUUUGUAGCUGCCGUCAUAAUCCUCAUUGUCGGUGGAUUGUUCACUGUACUGCUUUUCUUUGGACAAUGGUUUCCACGCUGUUCUAAGGUUAUGAAAUGGACCAAGAACACAAAAUACAUUGGUUUUAUGGAUGCAUACCAUGCUCCAUUCACUCCCAAGCAUCGCUAUUGGGUGGGACUGCUCCUCUUUGCUUUGAUUACUCAUAAUCUAGUAACUGCUAUGGCUCCAAACACUUCUCUCCCUAUUCUAUCAGCUGGGGUUCUUUCAGCUGGAAUUAUUGUCUGGAAACUACUAAAUAAUCGCUUGUAUAAAAACACAUUAUGUGGUUCCUUCGAAACUCUCUAUCUAUUCAAUGUUGCUAUUCUUGCAUUUGGCACCUUUUUUGUCAGAGAUACAAAGAAAAAUCAGUCAGCACUAGCCAAAACUUCAAUGGCUAUAUCAUUCACUUUAGUUGUGAUAAUACUCUGCUACCACUUUUACCAAUCUAUACUCAAGAAAAGUAAUACAUGGCUGAAGAUAAAGGACAUUAUAAGGAAAUUAUGUGUUGAUGUUGCAGACAGACGAGCUAACAAUGGCUGGGAAAUGUAUCGUCCGGUAGUCGAUGAAAAUGAUGACGAUGAAUUACUUGAAGUAGUAGACGACUAUGAACAAAGAGACCCGGUGGACCCACCUUACACUGGUGGAGCCGUGGAAGAAGCUGACCCUGAUCGCUACAUCACUCCUCCCAUCAUCAGACCAGCCACGAGGCCUGACCAGCUGAGACUAUCCUACAUGGAUGAACUAGCCCCCCUCACCGCAGAAGACCACAGACAAGUCCCUCCCCCUCCAAGAGUCAACUGUCAUCCCGUUGUUACACACACAGAAGUCGGUCCCAUACACAAUAAAGUGUGAACUGUCUUAUAAUUAUAGCUACA